UUUCCAAAGAGCCCCUGGCUUUUAACUGAGGAGCUGGCCUGGGGCCUUCUGGUCAUCUUUCUGCCGGAGGCCCAGGUUCCUUGCUUUUUUGUCCCAGGAGGGAGGUGGGUAGGCCGGGCACCACCUUAUCCUUUUCUCACUGGCACCUUGGACAGGGCAGGUUGGGGCUAGGCCUCACCCCUCAGACGCCUGGGGGGCCAGGGGUGAAGAAUCGUAGCAUUGUAGUCACAAGACCGAUGUUAUGUAACCUCAGGCUCUCUGCUACUAGAGAGUAAGGUGGCUUUUAGUUACUGUGACAAAGUUGUUCCUUUGGACUUUGGGGAUGAGGCGGUGGAGCAGUGUCACGAUGUCUGACCGGAAGGCAGUGAUCAAGAACGCAGACAUGUCUGAGGACAUGCAACAGGAUGCCGUUGACUGCGCCACGCAGGCUAUGGAGAAGUACAACAUAGAGAAGGACAUUGCUGCCUAUAUCAAGAAGGAAUUUGACAAGAAAUAUAACCCUACCUGGCAUUGUAUCGUGGGCCGAAAUUUUGGCAGCUAUGUUACACACGAGACAAAGCACUUCAUCUAUUUUUACUUGGGUCAAGUUGCAAUCCUCCUGUUCAAGUCCGGCUAGGAGGCCGCAGUGGAGGUGUCCGUGGCGGCGGCAGCGAUGGCAGGCAGGCGGCGUUGCUGGGACUGUUUUGCACCGGGGCCAGCAUCAGGAUGUCCUCUCCAAUGGCUGUGCUACUGCAUGGACUGUAUACUCGAUUUCAUGUGUAUGUCGCAGUAAACAAAACCAAACUUCUUUCUGUUUAGUUGCCUGGGGAAGAAGGCUGCUUUAUGUUUAUUUUUCAAGACUUUAAAAUCUUUUCUUGGGUUGUAUUGCACUAGGAAAUCUCUCCCACCCCUCCCUCUUCUCUUUCUCUCCCUACAUUUAAAAAAAAAAAAAAAAAAAAGCCCUCAACGAAGCCUGUAAGACUAGGAGGGCAGGGGGAGAGCAGUCGGUUUCUGGAGGCGGAACUCAAACUGUGCAGCCACCUCCUCCUGGUGGUGGGUGCUGCUUUGCUAGGGCCAGAGAGGCUGCUGGGGGCAGCAUAAGGCUUGGCAAGGAGAGAGGGAUAGGAAGGAGGCUAGGGGGAUUGAUCUAGUACCAGGGAGAAUAUUCCACUGAACUGUGAUUCCACGGCUUGGGGCAGAGGGUGGGGUGGGGGGUGGAUUCUUUGAGGGGCCCUGAGACGUGUUUGUCUGUGGUGUGUGGGAGUGGGGAGCAGACUUGUCUUGCUGUCUUUGUCAGAAGAGUUUCAAAGUAAGGGCUGUGUCUUUGUGGAUUACCUUCUUCUAUUCUUCCUGCCGGAGCUCAUGCUAGGAGGAUGUUGGGGGUAGGAUUAGCUUGAUUUUUCUUCUAUUCAUUCUUCUCUCCUUCUGUCUGCUCCCUGCUUAGCCCUUGGUUUUCUCAUUCCUCUGGAGUUCUCUUAGAGCAGCCCCUGUUAGUUGGCUGGCAAGGGAAUUUCUGGUGACUGUAGUUCCUUAGUUAAGUCUUAGCAAUCAAACCAAAUCAAUGUCUCCCUUGAUUCUCCUUUGUGUAUAUGUGUGUAUAUGUGUGUGUGCGUGUGUGUCUUGGUUUGGGGUAGAGGGGAGGGAGGGGCAGGACAGUGUGGAAUCUCUAGCGUGUAUGGGUAGAUAGGCUGCACGGUUAGUUCUAAUUGGGCCUUUAUGUUAAAAACCUCUGGGGGUGUCUGUUUUGGGGGUGAAGACCAUUGUCAACCCCCCCCCCAGGCCAUCUGGCCCAGACACUGCUUGCCCUAUGGCUGUCUGUUCCCCAGAAGGCUUUGGGAGGAUAGCCCAUGAGGAGAUGGCCAUGAUGCCAUCUGCCCUGGAACUGGUUCUUAGUGGAGACGGAAAGUGACUUUGUGGGUGGUUGCAGUCCUUAUGGGAGGUGGGGAUGGAAGUGAUAAAGGGCUGCAAGGACCUUUGGAGGAACUUCGGAGGGGAUUAGUCUUGCAGUGGUGAAGCCAGGUAUCAGGAGAUGAGCAGGGCCGCUAGUGGGAGGAGAUUCCAAGGAGAGUGCAGGGGGAAAUCUUAUCUGUUGAUCAAACAGGGAUGGGGGUGGGAGGGUCAUUGCUGACUGAGCUGCUGAUUCUUGUAAAUCGCAUCUAAAACUCUCAUUGUAGGGUUGGCACUGUGGGAGGAGGGUGGUUGGGAUCCAGCUCAUUCUUUCUUCUUUUCUUUUUUUUUUCCCUCUGAGUCCAUUCUUGGGGCUGGUGGGGAGGCAGGAGAAUUCCCCCUCCCCAAGCCUUUAGUGUGUGCCGAGCUUUCUUUUUGAUGCUGACAGGGGAGGGUGGUUACUGGGAUGGUGAGUGAGUUCCCUAUAUCAAACCCUUCAGUGCACACAAGAUUGAGUGCUUGGUUUUAGGUUUUAUUUUUUUAUGAAUGUCCAAAUCUGUGUUUCCCCCUGCCUUCCCAGACUUGUGUGGCCAGUUGGAAAUGUCUGGUUUGUGUUCAUCUCUCCCUCAUUUCUGGAGCAGGGGCUGAGACCCCACCACAUCUCCUAUGCUCUGCAUCCAUGCCUCUUUUGGACAUUAAAGGUCGAUUGAUGCACUUCUGAGCUGUUUGGGUUUUUUGCGGGGUAGGGGAGUCCAAAGGGCUGCCCUGGUGACAGUGGUGCCACACAUGGGUGGGCGUAGAGGGUAUCUAGGGUGGAGUGGAAUGGGGGCUGAAGAGAGAUCAGGCAAAGAGAGACUGAUGGGCUUGAAUCAGGUCUUAUUUGUAGGGUCUAGUCUGAGGCCCCUUAACUGGGAGAAUUAGCCAGCAGUACUCACCCACAAGGCUUUCUAGGUCCCUUGUUGGAGAUGGCCAGCUGAGCCACAUUUGGGGUUUUUGCUAUAGCACAUGUUGCCUUCCCUGUUUACCAGCCGCAGGUCCAGAUGGCAGUUUUCCAGCUGCUGUCUUAGACCUGGAGGAGCUUAGCUUCUUAGAACCUUUGGCCAAGCCCUCCUAUGGCCAAGGAGCUCGUAGCUCUCCUCCUCCUCCUCCUGUGCUUCCCUGAGGCCUGUACCCUAUGGAGAAGUGGGGCAUCUUUAGAAAGGUGGAAACGCUUGGAACCUGAGUGAUUCUCUGGCUCCUGCAUUAUCCUGGUUGUCCCACUUGGGGGCUCCUGCCCCCACACACCUGAAGAGAUGGGCAAUACUUCCGAGAGUAUCUGCCCACCCCUGAUGCCAAGCGGUUGUGGAAGUGUCAGGGAGCAGAGGUGCUUUGUCCUCCUUUCCGUUGCCCCUGAUGCAAAACAUGUACUGAGUUUUGUGUGCUUGAGCCUAGGAUGCUGUCACACAGAGCAAGAUAAAUUCUGUGCUUCGAUGACAUACGUAGUCUAAUCAGGUAGAGCAGGCCUACACAUUGAGCUUUUUCCAAUAGUGACAAAUGUAUAAUCAAGGAAAUAAAUUGGGUAAUGAGCUAUUGAUUGUUGGAGGUAGGUAGAUUGAAUUCCUUCAGGUGGGAAGUUGGGCUGGAUCUUGGAGAGCGUUCUACCUCUGGGGCAGUGAGGUCCUAAGGGACUCUAGAACCCCCAAAUUCUGUUCCUGCUUUUGCUGGUAUGAAUAAUUUGAUAGAGCUGGAGCACUGAGGGAUGGGAGUGAGGCCGUGGUUCACAUUUUGUCUGUGACGGGUAUCUCUAGCGCCCAAACUCCCCUUCCUGCCCUGGUGAGAGGCCAUCCAGCUGGUAUCCAUGGACAACAUAUCCCUUCGCAGGUAGGUACACCUGCACAUCUGGAAGGCUAAUCCUGCAAGGCUUUUUGGGGAUGGGUUCCAGAAGGAGCUGUGGGAGGCAGAUGGAUAUUGUGGUAUAGAGGAAUGCAGCCGCUGUCAACUGGGGCCAGGCAAAGAGAGUGGGAUUGUCCAUAGCCUACCUCUUUUUUAUCCUCUUCAAUCUCCUGGGGCCUUUGGCUAAACAUAACUGAAAGGCAGAUGGCAAGGCUGACCCAGGGAUGCAAUCUGGAGGCAACAGAGCAGAAAAGAGUAGAGAAUAAAUCCAAGGGGAGCAAACCGGACCAGCAUGGUAGGGAGUUGUCUCUGUUGCUAUGGAUGUGUGUGUCUCCAGAAUUUGUGUCCACUAGCCUAGACCUAAGGUGUGGCUGUCCCCCAGACUGUCCCCUCACUUCCUUCAUGUCUUUACUCAGACAUCCUGUUACCCUGUAUGAAAUAGCGCCUCCCUACCACGACUACUAACCUUACCCAGUUUAAUUCAGCACAGAACCUGCCAAUGUUUGACAUGUUUGCUGUUUACUUGUUGGUCUCCCACAACUAGAAUAUAAACUCUGUGACAGGGCCAUUUUCUCUUUCCUUCGCUGCCUUAUCUUCACACAGAACAGCACUUGUCCUGUAGUAAAUGCUUGAUAAAUAUUGGUUGGUCAAAUGAAAAAGGAAGAGUGUAAGUGAGCUGGGGCAGCCCCUCUACCUCAGGGCAGCCCAGCCUUUCCUGAAGAGCCUCUGUCUGGCUUGAUGCCCUCUUGCUGCCCAACCUGUGUGUAAUUUCCUGUUGCCUGGAAGGAGCGAGUGGGUCACUCCUCUUGCCAGCUAUGGAAGAAUGAAAGCAUAUGUUUAUCAUAAAGUAUAUUUUAAAACAUUUCAGUUUGUUUAUGUCCUGGAAACCUCCAAGCACCCCUCUGAGCUAGACCCAACAGUCAUUAGCCACAUUUUUGGAGAAGCAAAUUGAAUCAUAGAGGGCAAGUGACUUGCCAAAGCCCAUGUAGCUGGUAGCGUUUCUAGAGCCCAGGCACUGUGACUCAUUAGGGCUCAACUGGGUUUGGCAGCAGUGGUCUCACUGAUAAUCCUUGAGGUUGAGGCCCAGCUCUCUGAGCUCAGGAGCAAGUCCCUGGUUCCACUGAUACUCCCUUUCCUGGGAUCAGCUUUGGCAAGGGCAGGGAGAAUAGUUCCCUGUCCCUCCCUUCUUGCUCCUCCCAUAUGCUAAGGAUUGAGGAGCUGCCCCUUCCUUGAGGUCUCACCAGAGGGGUAAAUAAAUCUUGUGGACUUAGAGAACAGAAUCCCAGAAUUCUGACCUCUUCGGCCUCCCCUGAACUAAAGGUAUAGCUUCCUUACCACCCUGGUAACAAGGAGUGUGCUAUGUCACCUGUUGAAGAGGUCAAGUGUACCUGUAUGUAUAUGUUUAUGAUGUCCUGGGCUUGGUGUCCACACUGCUGUAGAGGCAUACUCCUCUGCUUAGACUGCUACCGUACCGGGAUAGACAGGUUCAUAAGAGAUCAAAGAGGACCCCAGUUCCCUGUGCCUCUCUUCUCUUGUUUUGUCCAAAGGUGUAUAGUGUUUGUGGUGAAGCUGCUAGACAUUGCUCUCUUGAGUUUCCAGAGAGAGGCUAAGCAUGCAAAGACAGUGUGGUAGUGUGGGUAGAACCCAGGAUCUAGAAUCAGAAGACCUGGGGUUGAGUCCCAGCUCCAACACUUGACCAUUGUAUGAACUUGGGCAAGUUCUCUCUGAGACUCAAUUUCUUCAUCUGAAAAUGGGGAUAAUACCUAUCUACCCCAAAGGGUGGUUAUGAGGAUUAAAUGACAUGUACGUGAAUGUGCUUUGAAAUUGGAAAGUGAUGAGGAGGAUACUGAUUAUUAGGAUCUGUGACAAGAAAGCUUGGGGAAAGAAUAAAGGAUUCUGGGGAGUCAGGUCCUUCAGAUGCCCCCUCACAUCUUGUCACACCAGCCUCCCUGCUCCCUGUCCAUAUGCACCCAUAUUAUAGAGAAGGAAAUGACCAGACAGGGAAAGAAACUUAACUAAGGUCACAUGGAUGUUGGGGACAACUGGGAUGUAGAAAUUGGUCUCCUGACUCCCAGGCCAGUUCUGAUUCUAGUUUGAGGUGGUAGAGGGGACUAAUUCAUCACUAGGUGCUGAGCCCCCUACUGAACUCUGGAAUACCCUGUAUUUGGUGAUGGUGUACAAUUCAGUGUUUGGGUUUUUUUUUUUUUAAGGUUUUAUUUAUUUUAGAGAGGGAGAGUGAGUGCACCAGUGGGGAGAGGGAGAGGGGGAAAGAAUCUGAAGCAGACUGCACUGAGCCCCCCAGCCGCCCCCAAUUCAGUGGUUUUUAGCAUAUUCAGAGUUGUGCAACCAUCACCACUGUCUAAUUCCAUGAUGUUUUUAUCACUCCCCAAAGAAACUUUGCACCCAUUUGUAGUCACUCCUCAUUCCUCUUUCUCCCUAGCCCGUGGAAACUGCUUAUCUACUUCCUGUCUUUUUGAAUUUGCCUAUUCUGGACAUUCAUAUAAAUGAAAUCAUACAAAUGUG
Molecule: messenger RNA, 6261 nt
Organism: Mirounga angustirostris (Northern elephant seal)
Lineage: Eukaryota; Metazoa; Chordata; Mammalia; Carnivora; Phocidae
Gene: DYNLL2
Product: dynein light chain LC8-type 2
Exons: 3
Coding region: 323-616 (97 amino acids)
Biological process (GO): microtubule-based process
Cellular component (GO): cytoplasmic dynein complex
Molecular function (GO): dynein intermediate chain binding
Source: RefSeq, a predicted model, not a curated record